Messenger RNA from Sipha flava (yellow sugarcane aphid), 1942 nucleotides. RefSeq lists its product as uncharacterized. The record is from RefSeq and is a predicted model, not a curated record. The transcript is spliced from 3 exons. NCBI's taxonomy places the organism in Eukaryota, Metazoa, Arthropoda, Insecta, Hemiptera, Aphididae. Bases 559 to 1860 code for a protein of 433 amino acids.
UUUUAUUUCGUUUCUCGGUGCGCGCACGCACGCGCUCGCGUCCUGAACCAUUUGUACCGCACCGCAAGCCGCGGGUGACAUUAGACCCGAAAUACCGGCGCACGACCGUUUUCGUUCGAUUCGAACCCGAACGAACGGGAAAACAAUUGUCCAACGCUUUUCACGUGUCGUAGGUAAGUCAACGACGUGUUGCCCAUCCGAUCCCAACACGUUUUACGAUUUCGUUAUUACGCUCGCAUGAAAGUAUUGGCCGUUUUAAAAUGUACAUCUCCAACCUACGGGUCGUUGAUUACGUUUACACGUUUAUUUUCUAUUAUUUAACGUACGCACCGUUUCGACGGGUUCGUUUUACGGUUUUGAAUAUCGCACCCCGAAUUUACCGACCGAAAUGUGUUCGACGAUGAAUUUCAUGGCCCACGUAACAUUCAAGGUACGUUCGUAGCUGUCUCGUCCGCCAUUCCACCAUUGGAGUAAACAUGAAUUAGGCUGACAAAUAUUUCCGGAAACUCGUAAUCAUAUCACUGAUAAUAAUUGAUAACGUCAAGUAUCGCAUAUAUCAUGAUAUGGAAGAUGUUCGUGCUCGGUUAUCAAAACAACGGCGAAACCAGUUUAGUACUUAAAUCAUUGCAUCAGAUCGAAACCGCAACAAACUUCAUAAUGACUUCGUUCAGCAUUAUCCUUAUAGCUGUUGCAGUGCUUACCACACAGGUUAUGCAUACUAUUUCUCUUCCGAAAAAUUAUCGUUGUGUCUCUUCGAUAAAACCGUUGCCUGAAUUGAAUCCAGAAUCGCAGAAAUUAGAACCUAAACCUACAUCAUCCCGUUGCAAGCUGCAGUUAAAUAUGUCUUCAAAAUCAACGUCUUCAGUUCAAAAUUCGACAUCACCAAUUGAAACACUAUCACCACAGCUCUCUACUUCAAACUCAUCGUCUUCUACGACAAAACUACAACCAAUCAAUAAAUCACCUUCUUCGGUCUCAAAGUUACACGAUACCCUUAAGUUAUUUAAAUUACCUUUACAAUUCAUCUCGACCCUAUUGACCAUAUUAACGCCAUUUGACGGGCAAAAUACUUCUUCAACUAUUAAUCCAUUAAUUAAUCUUCAAAUGCCCUUAUCGCUCUCAACAAUUCAUCCUCAUGAUUCACUGUUCGAUAGCACGAAUAACUUACCUAUUUCAUAUGGUCCUUUACCUGAUACAAAUACAAAUAACAUACAAACUUCUUACGAUCCUAUACCGGCCAGCACAAGUAACUUGCCUACCCCUUGUAAUUCUCAAUCAGGAACUAUAAACAAUUUGCCUAUUCCAUGCAGCUCUUUAACGGACAAAAAUAAUUUGCCUAUUAUUUUUCCUAACAGUUUACCCGCAGGAAACUCAUAUAAUGCCCUUAUUUACAAUUUGUUGUGCAAUAUCGUAUUGGAGGAGAUCCGUCGUUUGACCGUCAUUACCCCACCAGUUAGUGUUCCAGAAUCUGCAUCUGGCGAUACAUUGACUGGUAGUACAAUAUUAGAUGAGACCCUCCUUAGUGGCAAUACACCUACCGAUAUUACAAACGAUUUACUAACAUCUUCAUCAAAUGAACCCUGUAUUUUCAAACCAACUGUUAAGCCGUCCAAGCCUUGUUCAAUGCAUACAUUAAAAUCAACGCACAUCAAACCACAUUCACCACCCUCUUUCAGUACACCAGUAAACCCACAUUCUCAUUCAAAAUUAUAUCCAUCAAACAAUGAAUAUUUUGAAAAUUUCAAACAUUUUAAAUCUGAUAGAGUUUCUCUUAAUCCACAAGAAGAACUUAUUUUAAAAAUUCUAAAGAGUCUGAAUCCCGAUUUUAAUACAUCGCCGCCAUUUAAAAGUAAAAAAUAAUUUAGUUAUGUAUAAAAUGAUUACAUGUAUGGGAUAACAUUUUAUAACAUAUAAAGACACCAAAUUUUCAAAUUGUUGUAAU